CCUCUGUUGGCUCAGAAGCGAUCGGGCCUUCCAGCUAAGAAGACGGUCCUGUCCGUCUAACGUACGAUACCAUAAACCGGGAAUCGAAUACCCAAUACCGAGAUCCAGAGCAAGUCCAAGUCCAAGUCGCGAUCGUAUUCGUGGUCAGGUGAAUGCCAUCGCGGCAACGUGCCUGGCAUUCUCGAAGAGAUAUAUAUUCUGAGUCGCGAUUCGUGGUGGCGGUUCUUUAUACUCUAUAGCAGUCAAUUUGUAUAUGGUCUGCCCUCCCCCUCGCUCAAAACAAAAACCAAUUGGGAAGAUACGAGUAUAACCGCAGCGAAAGCAAAAAAUAUUAUCAAAAUGUUUGCAUUUUGGCCAGUUUUAUUACUUUGUGUGCAUUUGCUGCAUUUUAAAAUUAUCUUGGCUGUAGAUCUCCCAGUCGUUUCGGGAGGGCCAGAAGCUCCAGCUCCUGUGUGGCAGAAUGGUGAAGUAAAUGCGGCGCUAGAGGCAGGAUUGGUCAGAGCCAAUGCCACAGCAGAGGAGAACUUUGGCGGCGGAGACGUAGUGGAUUCCUCAUCAGCAAAUCUGAAUCGCCAGCGUCGUCAAUUCUUCUUUGAUCCGAGUAUUCUGUUUUGGCAGGGGGGAUUUGGUGGCUCUGGUGUUCCUGGUGGCUGGGGCCCAGGCGAGGGAUCCAAAUGUCUUACAUCUCGUGGCCAACCUGGUGUGUGUGUCCGGAUCGAUGGCUGUCGCCAGUAUUACAGGGUGGCCCGCCAGCUAUCCAUAAUCACCUUGCGCCAGUGGCCACAAAAUAAUGGUCUUGGCCUGAAUGGCAACAUGUGCAACUUUUUCGAUCAGCUGGGCAGAGUUAACAAUGGAAUUUGCUGUACGGAUAUCGAUGCCAAUACCUUUGGAGUGUUUCCACUGCCUGGAGUGCCAACGACGACCACGACUACAGAGAAGCCUUCAAAUGCAGCGGAUGAGGAAGAUAGAGUGGAUGUGAACCCUGAAGGUGAAGUAGAAAGUGAGCAGCCAGUGGAUUCUCCUCGACCGGAGGACCCUAUUGAUAACGUCAACAGUGUAGAGGACAUGCCAGACUUUCAGGACGUGAACACGAUUGAGGGCAAUGCUCCUGAAGCGGAACCCCAACCUGAAGUCGAACCCGCGGAGGAACCAGUGGUGCAGCCUAUUCCCGCCCAGCCAUCCUCUACGAUCUAUCCCUACCAAUGGCCCUUUGGCUCCUUUGCUGGUGGAGUGGCGCAGUGGCCACCGGCAUUACCCACUCAUCCACCAACAACGGGCGGCUGGCCACCACCACUUCCCACCCAUCCGCCGAACCAUCAUUAUCCUACUCAUCCCACUACCGCUGGGGUACCAAGUACAAAGCGUACUACUCCGAGACCCACAAGUCCCACCAGACCUACCACCACCAGGCGCCCCAGUUAUCCUAGCUAUCCAACGGCAGUGACAACCACGACCACGACAAGGCGCCCUGCCAGUGGAAACAGUCCCGAAGGACUUCCGCUGCAGUGCGGCAACAAGAAUCCAAUGACGCCCGAUCAGGAGCGGAUUGUGGGAGGAAUCAAUGCCAGUCCACACGAAUUCCCCUGGAUAGCAGUGCUGUUCAAGUCGGGCAAACAGUUCUGCGGCGGCAGUCUCAUCACAAACAGCCACAUACUGACAGCAGCUCAUUGUGUGGCAAGGAUGACCUCGUGGGAUGUGGCGGCUCUGACAGCCCAUCUGGGUGACUACAACAUCGGCACGGACUUUGAAGUGCAACAUGUGUCGCGCAGGAUCAAGCGACUUGUGCGGCACAAGGGCUUUGAGUUUAGCCACUUGCACAAUGACGUUGCCAUACUCACUUUGAGUGAACCUGUGCCCUUCACCAGGGAGAUCCAACCGAUAUGCCUGCCUACCUCGCCUUCUCAGCAAUCCCGCUCGUACAGUGGUCAAGUGGCCACGGUGGCCGGAUGGGGAAGUCUGCGGGAGAAUGGACCUCAGCCCUCAAUUCUUCAGAAGGUGGACAUUCCCAUCUGGGCGAACUCCGAGUGUGCUAGGAAAUACGGACGAGCAGCGCCCGGUGGCAUUAUUGAGUCCAUGAUCUGCGCCGGCCAGGCGGCCAAGGAUUCCUGCAGUGGCGACUCUGGCGGCCCAAUGAUCAUCAACGAUGGCGGACGCUACACUCAGGUGGGAAUCGUGUCCUGGGGCAUUGGCUGCGGCAAGGGUCAAUAUCCUGGCGUCUAUACCCGUGUCACUUCGCUGCUGCCCUGGAUCUACAAGAACAUUAAAUAAACCUAGGAUUCUGAUUAGUCUAAGACGUGAUAUGCUGCAAUAUUAUAAGAGCGAACGAUUUAAUAAAAUGACAAAAUCUUU
Drosophila eugracilis is the source of this 2349-nucleotide messenger RNA. RefSeq names its product serine proteinase stubble. Bases 340 to 2268 code for a protein of 642 amino acids. The record is from RefSeq and is a predicted model, not a curated record. The transcript has 5 exons. Gene Ontology annotation, biological process: proteolysis. Lineage: Eukaryota; Metazoa; Arthropoda; Insecta; Diptera; Drosophilidae. Gene Ontology annotation, molecular function: serine-type endopeptidase activity.